AAUCAACACAGUGUUUACCAUAUGUACGUACGGCAACGUCACCUCGAGAGAACUGUUCACUCGGUCCUCGGGAGCAAGUUAAUCAAGCGACAUCUUAUCUGGAUGCCAGUCAUAUAUAUGGUAGUACCGUGGAACAUGCUAGUAAACUUCGCUCAUAUCAAAAUGGUUUUUUAUCAACACAGGAAAAUUCGCAAUACAAAACUUUAUUAGCACAUACAAAUGAUGGUACCUGUAGAAGUAAUCAAAGCUCACAGCGAUGUUUCUUGUCGGGUGGUAAAUUUACAAAUUUAUUUCCGUCACAAACUGCAUUGCAUACGAUUUGGUUACGUCAGCAUAAUAAUAUUGCUAAACAAUUAAAAGCAAUAAAUGCUGAUUGGGACGAUGAGAAAUUAUUUCAAGAGUCACGUCGAAUUGUUAUUGCUCAAAUUCAACAUAUUACUUACAAUGAAUUUUUACCAAUUAUUGUUGGAAAGAAUAAUUUAAGACAAUAUGGAAUUAAAUUACGACCUAAUGACUAUGAUAGUGAUUAUGAUUUGAAAAUAGAUGCAACAGCGCUAAAUGAAUAUGCAUCUGCGGUUGGAUUAUUCUAUUAUUCAUUAUUCUCUGAUCUGGUAUUUCUUUAUGAGAAUAGUGAAGGUGAUCGGAAAACCGAAAAAUCCUGGAGUGCUCUCCUCAAUGAUCCAGGAUUACUUUAUAGCGGCAAAAUGGAUACCAUUCUAAGAUUUUUACUACGUGAAACAAUCCGUAAACCUGGAUUACAUAUGAAUAAAUAUUUUAAAAAUGAAUUCCUUCGUGGUAAAGGAAAUUAUGGACUUGAUUUAGCAGCAAUAAUCAUACAAAUGGGUCGAGAUCAUGGAAUUCCGGGAUAUACUGCAUUUCGAAGUGCUUGUGGUCUUCGACGACCAACUAAUUUUACCGAUUUGGAUGAUAUGGUGUUAAAAUCGCUUAAUUUGGAUGAACUAGCUAAAUUAUACGAUCACAUCGAUGAUGUCGAUUUAUUUGUCCUUGGUAUGGCUGAGAAGCCAGAACUUGGUGCGUUAGUUGGGCCAACAUUUUCAUGUAUCAUUGGUAGACAAUUCCAAAAGAUUCGUAGAGGUGAUCGCUUUUGGUAUGAAAAUUUUUUUGCACCAUCAGCGUUUACAUUGGAACAAUUGGGAGAAAUUCGAAAAACAACAUUAGCACGGAUAAUAUGUGAUAAUUCUGAUAGCAUUGAACAAAUUCAACCAUAUGUUUUCACACUUGCUGAUAAUUAUGGGUAA
Messenger RNA from Acanthocheilonema viteae, 1259 nucleotides. The record is from the annotation of a GenBank genome assembly. Lineage: Eukaryota; Metazoa; Nematoda; Chromadorea; Rhabditida; Onchocercidae.